This is a messenger RNA of Quercus lobata, 989 nucleotides long. Its product is annotated as TATA-binding protein-associated factor 2N-like. Lineage: Eukaryota; Viridiplantae; Streptophyta; Magnoliopsida; Fagales; Fagaceae. Gene Ontology annotation, cellular component: cytoplasm. The coding region runs from base 132 to 626 and encodes 164 amino acids. The record is from RefSeq and is a predicted model, not a curated record. Gene Ontology annotation, molecular function: mRNA binding. The transcript is spliced from 4 exons.
UCUUAAGGAAGUAUAUAAACCCACUCCAACCCUCACUCCAGAAUCACAAAUACUUCACAAAAUCUCUUCGUCUUCAACUUCAAGCAAUUUAACCAUCUCCUUUUAACACCGUUUUCUCAAGAGAAGGAAAAAUGAACAGGCCAGGAGAUUGGAAUUGCAGGUCAUGCAACCAUCUCAACUUUCAAAGGAGGGACUCAUGCCAGAGGUGUGGGGAGCCAAGACCAGGUGAGAGAGGUGACUAUGGAAGUUUUGGAGGGAGAGGUGGUGGCUCUGGCUCAUCUUUUGGGUUCAGUACUGGGCCGGACGUCCGGCCCGGUGACUGGUACUGCGCCGCUGCAACCUGUGGGGCCCAUAACUUUGCUAGCCGGUCAAACUGCUUCAAGUGUGGUGCCUCCAAGGAUGAAUCUUCUGGCGGUGGAUAUGAAGGUGACAACAUGAGUAGAAUAAGAGGCUUUGGCUUUGGCAGUGGCAGUGGCAGUGGCAGCUCCAGUCGCUCUGGCUGGAAAUCUGGCGACUGGAUUUGCACUAGGUCUGGAUGCAACGAGCAUAAUUUUGCUAGCAGGAUGGAAUGUUUCCGAUGCAAUGCCCCGAGGGACUCAGGUGGCAAGUCUCCAUAUUCAUCCUAGAUUUUCCAUUUUGGGUACUGAUGUCCAAAGAGAGAAUCAAGCAAGAUCGUCCCUAUGAUAUCCAAGUUACUCAUUUUGGCCUCUACCUCUAUUUUUUGUUCUCUUUUUUCUUCUUUUUGUUUCUAGUAUUUAUCUUCUUCUACUUCUAGGGACCUUUAGAUGAUGAGUCAUGGUUGAAGAUCUGAAUCACUUAGCAUUUGGUGAGCUCCCUUUUAUAUUUAGAAUAGGCAUGGAGUUCUGGACCUCUGGUGUAUCGAUCUAAUGUCAAGUGUCCGUUGUGUUUGCGAGAGUUUCUUGCCUCAAUAUUAUUUGAUGCAGGGUGCUCUCCUUUAUUUAGCUAAUUACAGUACUUUAUUACGAAUA